CAUUAAAUUAAUUAAUCAUACUAUUGCCAAAAAUCCCUUCUCAUAAAUUUUUGAGUUCUGACAUUUCUGCGUCUCUCAGAGACACUAACCGGCAUGUACAUGUUAGUCAACUGUUCAAACUGCCACACCCCUUUGCAGCUUCCACCAGGAGACAACUCCAGCUCCAUCUGCUGUGCUAUCUGCCGUGCCAUCACCUACAUAGUUGAUCCUCGCUCUGCCCCACCACCGCCUGCUCUAUCUUACUCAUCCUCGAGCCAAUACCAACAUUACCCUCCCCCACAGCAUCCUUUUCAAGUGGUUCCAUCACCAUUCAGUCGUGCGCCUCCUGGACCACCACCUGCUGUCCAUGGCACAAAGCGUGCUGUGAUUUGUGCGGUGUCUUAUAAGAAUACUAAGAAUGAACUCAAAGGGUGCUUUAAUGAUGCCAUGUGCAUGAAGUAUUUGUUGGUUAAUAGGUUCAACUUCCCUGAAUCUUCCAUCAUCAUGCUCACUGAGGAAGAGACUGAUCCUUAUAGGCGGCCAACGAAAUCCAACAUGAGAAAGGCAUUGUCAUGGCUCGUACAAGGAUGUCAGCCUGGAGAUUCAUUAGUGUUUCAUUUUUCCGGUCAUGGUUCGCAGCAGAAGGAUUACAAUGGAGAUGAGUUGGAUGGAUAUGAUGAAACACUUUGUCCAACAGAUUUUGAAACUCAAGGAAUGAUUGUUGAUGAUGAGAUCAAUGCACUAAUUGUCAAGCCUAUUUCCCAUGGUGUUAAGCUUCAUGCCAUCAUUGAUGCUUGCCAUAGUGGCACCGCGAUGGAUUUACCGUUUCUCUGCAGAAUGGAUAGGAGCGGGAAGUAUGUUUGGGAAGAUCAUCGCCCUCGAUCAGGAGUAUGGAAAGGGACAAGUGGUGGGGAAGUGAUCUCCUUCAGUGGCUGCGAUGAUGAUCAAACCUCUGCAGACACUUCGGCUCUAUCAAAGAUCACUUCAACUGGUGUAAUGACUUAUUCGUUCAUCCAAGCAAUCGAGCGCGGACAUGGAACUACAUACGGCAGCAUGCUAAAUGCAAUGCGGGCUACCAUCCGUAAGACGACCAGUGAGUUUGGUGGUGGUAUUGUAACAACACUUAUCUCAAUGCUAUUAGCCGGGGGGAAUUUCAGCGGAGGGAUCACACAGGAACCACAGUUAACUGCUAGCGAACCAUUUGAUGUGUAUUCAAAACCGUUCUCCCUGUAACCAGAGAAGAAAUUGACAUGAAACUAUAUGAUAUGUUCGAGGAAGUCAUAUGUACAGUUCCUGAGUUAAUGUUUUUUAAACAAAAUAAUAAAGCUUACUAAAUAGCUAGGGUUCAAAUCUCA
Populus euphratica (Euphrates poplar) is the source of this 1334-nucleotide messenger RNA. Its product is annotated as metacaspase-1-like. Gene Ontology annotation, molecular function: cysteine-type endopeptidase activity. Gene Ontology annotation, cellular component: cytoplasm. The coding region runs from base 94 to 1212 and encodes 372 amino acids. The transcript has 5 exons. Lineage: Eukaryota; Viridiplantae; Streptophyta; Magnoliopsida; Malpighiales; Salicaceae. The record is from RefSeq and is a predicted model, not a curated record. Gene Ontology annotation, biological process: proteolysis.